Spodoptera exigua (beet armyworm) is the source of this 1968-nucleotide messenger RNA. The record is from the annotation of a GenBank genome assembly. Lineage: Eukaryota; Metazoa; Arthropoda; Insecta; Lepidoptera; Noctuidae.
GUCGUAAACUGAUGUAUGUAACGGUUCUAGAAACUGCUCUAUGGUAGCACGUUUUUGCGCGCUUGAUUUUCUAUAAUCUAUGCUAUUAUGGCGACUUCGAUAGAUCGCGUUGCGCGGUAUUGCGUGAUACGAUUGUUGAUUUCCGUUAUAAUAUGGCAAAAGGUGAUAAAGAGUUAGAAAAACCUAUAGUGAAUAAUGAAUUACCUAAUCCGGAGUGCCGGAGCACGGACCAUGAAGAUUCGGAAUCGGCACAAGAGCAGCCUCUCGAUAUCGGAGAGCAUUAUUUGGUGCGGCGUUCGGAUGAGUCAUGGCACCCGGCUGAGAUUAUACAGACGCGAUACAAUGCCACGGAGGGCUGCUACGAAUAUUAUGUGCACUAUGUCGGCUACGAUAGAAGGCUCGAUGAAUGGGUAUCCCGACACAGGGUUAUGUCAGAUAGAUUCGACAUGUGCGAACAGUCGAAUAAUAACAUAAACUGUGACCACCUUCUCACUGAUAAAUCCGGCCGGAAAAUAACAAGGAACCAAAAACGUAAACAUGAUGAAAUCAAUCAUGUUCAGAAGUCUUACGCCGAGAUGGACCCGACGACGGCAGCGCUUGAGAAGGAGCACGAAGCUAUCACUAAAGUAAAAUACAUCGAUAGAAUCCAAUUCGGCAAAUACGAGAUAGACACAUGGUACUUCAGUCCUUAUCCUGACGAGUACGGCAAGCAGUCUAAGCUUUGGAUAUGCGAAUACUGUUUGAAAUACAUGAGAAUGGAGAAAACUUACAGGUAUCACCUGAGCGAGUGUACAGCGCGACAACCACAGGGUAGUGAGAUAUACAGGAAGGGAACAAUAGCUAUAUUUGAAGCAGAUGGCAAAGAGCAUAAAAUCUACUGUCAAAAUCUUUGUUUACUUGCUAAAUUGUUCUUAGAUCACAAAACUUUAUAUUUUGAUAUAGAGCAAUUCUUAUUUUAUAUACUGUGUGAAGUUGACAAGCAAGGAGCCCAUCUUGUUGGAUAUUUCUCUAAAGAGAAGGACUCCCCAGAAGGGAAUAAUGUGGCAUGUAUACUGACUCUACCUCCUUAUCAGAGACAAGGUUAUGGUAAGCUACUUAUAGCAUUUAGUUACGAGUUGUCCAGACUUGAACAUGUAGUGGGUAGUCCAGAAAAACCAUUAUCAGAUUUGGGCAAAUUGAGUUAUAGGUCUUAUUGGUCUUAUGUCUUAUUAGAAGUGUUAAGUGUGAGUAGAGGCACAUUGAGCAUCAAAGAUUUGAGUUCAAUGACUGGAAUAUCUCAAACAGAUAUAAUUUCUACAUUACAGUCAAUGAAUAUGGUAAAGUAUUGGAAAGGCCAGCAUGUUAUAUGUGUUACACCAAAAAUAGUUGCGGAACAGUUGGCUAGUUCACAUUUCAAGAAGCCUCGUUUGUCUGUAGACCCUUCUGCAUUAAGAUGGACGCCUCCACACAAGCAGGGUAAUUCAACUAAGGCAAAAAAGUAGUACAGGCUAACAGGCACAGCUUAGAGAAACUGAAUACUAAGUCCCACUCAUAGGUAUUCUUCUAAGCGUUGGCCUGUUUGUAAAGAAUUCAUUAAAUAACUGUUUAUAGAAUGUAAAUUUAACAUCUCUGAAGUGUAUGUUGCCAUUCAAAUUUAUGCCUUUUGAGCAAUGUUACAGAUUUUUCUUAGAAAUUAUUAUAUUAAAAAAUCUUGUUCAGUCCAAUUAAGAUCUUAAUAAUGUUUAUUAAACAUAAACUUCAUCAGUACCUAGAUGCUCUUUGAAGCUUGCAGUAAUCUUGACGGGAUGUUAAAACUACAUCCUAAGCAUUGUAUAGAAAUUGCUAGAGUAUUAUAAGUAAGAUUAAAAAUCAUAUUUGCUUUAAGAAAAUCAAAUGUUCUGUGUCAUUUGUUGUAUGUGGAGAUAGGUUUAUAAAUUCUUAAGGUAACCAGUAAAGGAAUAAAGCAUUUGAAAGUUUAGGAUAAAAAAA